Molecule: messenger RNA, 1166 nt
Organism: Tripterygium wilfordii
Lineage: Eukaryota; Viridiplantae; Streptophyta; Magnoliopsida; Celastrales; Celastraceae
Exons: 3
Coding region: 75-1001 (308 amino acids)
Source: RefSeq, a predicted model, not a curated record
CCCUUGCUCCUCGACUCCCAAAACCUACGCUCCUCCGCCUUCUUCCAUCUCACAAAUCUUGCAUUUCACCUCGCAUGGCGCUCUCCGUCGCCAGACUCAAGCACAGGUCGCUCGUAAAUCCCUCUCUCUUCCACCUGUUCUCCACUUCUUCUUCAAAUGACCAGAAUGACUCCGACAACAACGAUACCCCACAAUCAGAGUUCCAGCGCCGAUCCUCCGUUCCGCCUCCUACGGACCCCAACGAUGCAUCCUCGCACUCUCGCCGUGAGGAGCCUAUCUUGCACCGAGAACUGUACAAGCGUAAUUUUCUUGCAAAAUUGGAGAAUGCAGCCGGAGGUACGGAAUCCAGGCCCUCAAAACCCUCUGCGAAUCUUUCAUUAGAUGAAAUCAUGGAGCGUAUGCGACAAUAUAGGCGGGAAAGAAUGGAACGCAGAGGUGAACUGCGGCAAUUUGAGGAGGAGGAGGCCGCCUUGCGGGAUUCUGGCUUUUCAUUUGAGGACGCGCUGGACACCUUGAAUAAGCUUAAAAUGACGGAUGAUGAGAAGGCCAGAAAGACUUCAAAUAUGGAUACAGAUAUCUUCACCCCGGAUGAAGAUAUUGCUUUGAUUUCCAGUUGGCUUAACACAAGAAUGAAUCCAAGCGUUAGAGCAGACCAAAAAGGGCAAACUUUUUGGUCCAAGGUUGCAAACAAUUUUUAUGAAAAUGUGACUGGAUUGAGUCGUGAACGUACAGUACGUUCGUUGGUGCGUAGGUGUGUACAUAUCCAACACGCCAUGAAUGAAUUCAUGGUGUUUGUAGCUAUGGUUGAGAAUUCACGCCCUUCAGGGUAUAAUGAACAAGAUAAGAUUCAGAAGGCGAAGGCUAGGUAUCUAGAAGUUGUAGGGAGCACAUUCAAGUUUGAGCAUUGUUGGAAUAUAUGGAGUCUCCAAUCGAAGUGGCUUGAAACCAAUGGGGUUGACGGAAGAAAGAAGCCAACCAUAACAUAUAUAUAUUUGUCUUAAUGGAAAAAAUUUAUUCAAGCCCCAAAGGGGAGCAACCCACAACUACAUCAAGGACGAACAGUUAAUAAGAUCAAAAACAUUUCUAGGGAAAUACAGACUCCAGAAUUUUAGACAAUCAAACCAUGUUUCAAUAAAAAAGUCUAGGGAGGAAUCCUUAUUUUCAAA